CGACUUCAUCAUCCGCUCAUGAUUCUCUAUCCGCUGUUAGAUAUAGCAGAAGAGUUAAUGGUUUCCCCUUGAACGAGCUCCGGGGUGCAAGACCAGAGCUUAAGCUCAACGCCGGUCAGUCCAACUUUGCUGCUUCGCGCAUUUGUUCUGUGCACAUCUAUCAGCCAGCUCUCGCCCAAACUCGGACUCUCGUUGAGAGUGGAGCCGCAACGUCUAUCUCUUCAUGCCAUCGUGGCUAACGACCACAUGUCAGGCCCUUCUGCAGUUGCAGAGACCUCCGCGGAGCCGUCUACGUCCUCGUCCGUACCAGAGCCGGUACCAUCCAUUGCUCCUCGAGGUCUGACAGCUUCCGAUCUACUAGCGCACGAGGCCGAGCUGGAAAGGCAGGCCCGGGAAGCUGUUCCUUUCUCAUUCAGGUUGGGAGGGUGCACCUAUGAAAAGGGGUACAUUCGACAACCUGUCUGGGCCUGUAGAACCUGUGGAGGCGGCGGAGUGUGCGCCGGCUGCGGUGUGGGGUGCCAUAGCGAUCAUGACCUGGUAGAACUGUUCGCCAAGCGCAAUUUUAGAUGCGACUGCGGUACACUUUCCCUCGAUCAAUCCAAGCUCAAGCACUCUCACGCCCAUGCGCACACGGGAGGUACUACCGUCAUGCCCACAGCGUGCAAUCUCCGACCAUCUCAUCUGGCGGUAAGGAUAGAGAACGACGAGAAUCAAUAUGGCCGGAACUUUGAGGGCAAGUUCUGUAGAUGUCAAAGGGGAGAAAAGUACGAUCCGCUGGAAGAGGACGAGACGAUGUUCCAGUGCCUUGUGUGCGAGGACUGGUUUCACGAGUCCUGCACUAGUCUCCUGGGCAACUACAAACCGCCAGGUUCGUCCGCAGCAGCAGAGGCAGCGCUUCGACCACAGGACAGCGGCUCAAUGAGCAGAGCAGCAGAGACGCAGGCUCAUCCAACUCCCGUACCUGGCGCAGUCCUGACUGCAAAAGUGACGGAAGCGGCGCAGACCGUAGAUCAAGCAUCGGGCGCGAAUGUCGACACCUGGCCACUCAUAGCACACGAAUCCUUCGACUUGAUGAUCUGUUCAGCAUGCGUCAGGGCGAAAGGCAACGAAGUGCUGCGCCACUACGUAGGAACCAAGGGCUGGGGUGCUGUCAUCCCGCUGCAAACUAUGAUUACAGGUCAAUCAAAGGAAACGGACAUGCUGAAUGUGCUGCCCCACGAUGCUCCCCAGCUCGAUAUUCUCGGAGGUACAAAACGAGGCUGCGCGGUGUGGGGUCUUGAGCUCAACGAAGAGGCUGUGGAGACGCAGACCGCUUCUGAAGAAGCUGUCAUGGGCGCUGAGGAUGCAGCUGCAAAUGCGGUGACCGACACGGAGCAGACAGCGCACGUGAAUUCGAGCACCCAAGUGUCCGAAGAGCGUGACCAGAAAUCUGGCUCGACUACGGCAGACAGCUCCCGGAAGAGGUCCAGUUCUGCAGACUCGUCCGAACAAGGCGCAUCCAGCGGAACUCGUCCAGACGAUGCCAGCAACAAGCGGCCAAAGAUGGAGAGCACAAUCGCGGAAGCCGACCGAAUGCGCGCGAACGACGCUCCAACGCUUGCCGACAAACCGACGCGGCCGUGUACUUUGCCACCACUUCGAUCAUGGGCUUCCGAGCGGACAGACCAAUUGAAGGAUGUUCGACUGGACGUGUUCCUCGCGGAGGACUUCCGGGACAACAUUUGCCGCUGCGCUGAGUGCCUACCACGAUUUUCACAACUCCCAUUCUUGCUCGAGGCCGAGUCCACCUACUCACCCCCUCGAUCGCCAUCGCCCCAACCAGCAGAUGGUGGAGAUAAUGACGACGCUCGGUCGGAGGGUGGCAACUCUCAAGCCUCUUCCUCUUACGAUCUCGGCCUUGCAGCUCUGCGACAGUUGCCUAGGGAAAGGAUGAUGCAGACUCUGGAAGCCUAUACGAGGCUCAGGGACGCGCUGUUUGAGCAGGUGCUCAGACCUCAUCAGCUUGCUGGAACGGAAGUGGACGAGAAGAGCAUCAGAGACUUCUUCGACAAGCACAGGGAGGGAGGCGGGACUUGAUUCCUUGCACUAACGGUCGCACUCCCUGCAUGUCCAAUGUGGGCCCAGAGCGUGCUUCGCUGGGCCUUCGCUUGCCCGGCUACUAGCGCUCUUCAUUCAAGCUCAUCACGGGUGUUUCCAUCGACGCUCAAUGUCAUCAAUCAUAAGAAUGCCAUUGUGGAUGCGCCUGGAAGGCGAUGCAUCGUCUAUUGGGAGUCGUCAGAUGUACGUGCGGGAAGACCGAGAAAGGUGCGCAGUGCAAGAUGUACACAAGAGGCGGAUGCGCUUUUGAUGCGGUGCAACCGGUAGAGGAGCCGCAAUCUAUCAGAUGACGAAAAGGCGCGAUGGCUACGGGUGAUAUAGACGAGCCGGUGGAUUCAGUGGUCU
This is a messenger RNA of Ceraceosorus guamensis, 2442 nucleotides long. RefSeq lists its product as hypothetical. Bases 247 to 2076 code for a protein of 609 amino acids. NCBI's taxonomy places the organism in Eukaryota, Fungi, Basidiomycota, Exobasidiomycetes, Ceraceosorales, Ceraceosoraceae. The transcript has 5 exons. Gene Ontology annotation, cellular component: cytoplasm. Gene Ontology annotation, molecular function: ubiquitin protein ligase activity; zinc ion binding. The record is from RefSeq and is a predicted model, not a curated record.